AUGCUUCAGAUGAAAACUGCUUUCCAUUUGGUUUCUGCUUCCCUUUAUGCAUUCAUAUGCUACAAGGAUACUCAAAUAGUGACGGGAGCAAAUUUACCAAUCCCUUUCAACGGAUGGUCCAGAUUUGUUUGGCUUACUAUUAUUGACCUGUAUAUGCAAACUCUGUACCACUCAAUUGGAUUCUUGCUUUCGAUUUUCUCCUUAAAUAGAAACCAUGUGAUUUUCGACUACUGGGCCCGUGCUCUUGUUGGACCAAUCGGCGUGGCUGUCACUGUUCUUUUCUGGGGACUUUUCUUGUUUGAUCCAGCUACCUUGGCACGUGAUGAAAUGGCCAUGAAAAUUCUGUCGAUCGCCUGGUUCAAUCAUGGACUGCACACACUCCCAGCUAUCACUGCUCACUUGGACACUGUUAUUUACAAGCACACUUCCUUCUCUACAAGCGCCAUUUUGAAAGGAAUUGCUGUGUUUGUCACUCUGUACCUUAUUGAUCUUCACUACGUCUUCUACACUUCUGGCUUCUGGGCAUACCCGAUUCUUGGAGAGUUGGAACCACCAUACCGCUUUGUUUUUAUUGCUUCCUGUAUGUUUGUUGUUUAUCUUGGAUAUGCCUGGCUUUCUAUUGUUCAUUCAAUGGUCCAUGGAGUGGAUAAGAAAAGAAAUAAGAAACAUUAG
This is a messenger RNA of Caenorhabditis briggsae, 672 nucleotides long. Gene Ontology annotation, cellular component: endomembrane system; membrane. Lineage: Eukaryota; Metazoa; Nematoda; Chromadorea; Rhabditida; Rhabditidae. Bases 1 to 672 code for a protein of 223 amino acids. The transcript is spliced from 5 exons. The record is from RefSeq and is a predicted model, not a curated record.